CUAUAUCUAUCUUCAUCUUCUCUCUCUUUCAAUUCUCUGUCUAUGCAUGCCAUGGAAUUCUAUGGCAAGAGAAGUCUUUCUAGCUACAUGGAUGACGAGAGGAAGGCCAUUAAUCAAUCUCCAAAUCGUGCCCCUCUCAGAACCCAUCAACAAAUUUCAGAACAAGACCUCCAUUUAAGCCCUACAAGGUCUAUGAUGACCCUAAUGCCACCUCCAAGUCCAGAGUCACCAUGGACGCUCUCUCCUCUCCAUACUCCUUCCCCUUCUCUCCUUUACCACUGCAUCGCCUCCCUUCACCGCCAUGAAGGUAACAUAUACUCCAUCGCUGUUUCCAGAGGGCUUGUCUUCACUGGCUCUGAGAGCAGCCGGGUUCGUGUAUGGAGGCAACCUGACUGCAUUGAGAGAGGGUAUUUGAAGGCCAGCUCCGGUGAAGUCCGAGCCAUCUUGGGUUAUGGUAACAUGCUCUUCACCACUCAUAGAGACAACAAAAUCCGGAUGUGGAAUGUCACAAAUUCGGAUAGUUUUCGGUCCAAGAAGGUCUCAACCCUGCCUAGAAGAAGCUCAUUGUUUAUUUUCCCAAGGGCAAGUCCUCAAAAGCACAAGGAUUGCAUUUCUUGCAUGGCUUAUUACCAUGCAGAAGGGCUUUUAUACACAGGCUCCUGGGACAGAACAGUAAAGGCAUGGCGAGUUUCCGAUAAGCAGUGCGUGGACUCAUUUGUGGCUCAUGAAGAUAAUGUUAAUGCCAUUGUGGUAAACCAGGAGGAUGGUUGUCUAUUUACUUGUUCUUCUGAUGGAUCAGUGAAGGUAUGGAGGAGAUUAUAUGUAGAGAGCUCUCAUACUCUCACAAUGACUCUCAAAUUCCAACCCUCACCGGUAAAUGCAUUGGCCCUAAGCUUGUCUCUCAACACUUGCUUCCUCUACUCAGGAUCCUCAGAUGGGUUUAUAAAUUUCUGGGAGAAGGAGAAAAUGUCCGGCAGGUUCAACCAUGGAGGAUUCUUGCAAGGUCACCGGUUCGCCGUUCUUUGUUUAGUAGCAGUGGAGAAGUUAGUAUUCAGUGGCUCUGAGGAUACUACAAUCAGGGUUUGGAGGAGAGAAGAAGGAAGCUGCUAUCAUGAGUGUCUUGCAGUGUUGGAUGGACAUAGAGGGCCAGUGAGAUGCCUAGCUGCUUGUUUGGAGAUGGAGAAAGUUGUGAUGGGGUUCUUGGUCUACAGUGCAAGCUUGGACCAAACUUUCAAGGUAUGGAGAAUUAGGGUCUUACCAGAUGAUCAGAAGAAGAUGUGCUUGGAUGAAAGCAACCGGAGCGAUAGUUUGAAGGCGAAGAUAAUGGAGUAUGAGAUGAGUCCUGUGUUGUCUCCUUCAUGGGUGGCGAAAAAGCUUCAAAGUAGCCAUUUUCAGUAGCUACAUAAAAGGACGAAUGCUUAUUCCUUAGUCACUUUCCCAUAAAAUUCAGCCCAAAGUACAAACUGGGCAUUAUUAUUCCUAUUAGCCUUAUGGGUGUCUAACCCUAAACCUUAAAGUUUUCCUUUCUUGAAGUUUUGGUGUGGAUGUAGAUAUAUAUAUAUAUACAAAUAUGUAUGUGCAAUAUUCAUCUAAAGUAAGAUGAAGAAAUAAAUAUGAGCAAUAAUGACGAUUAAUGUUAAUCAAGUGCUUUGUUCA
Molecule: messenger RNA, 1656 nt
Organism: Vitis riparia (riverbank grape)
Lineage: Eukaryota; Viridiplantae; Streptophyta; Magnoliopsida; Vitales; Vitaceae
Product: protein JINGUBANG-like
Exons: 1
Coding region: 43-1398 (451 amino acids)
Molecular function (GO): protein binding
Source: RefSeq, a predicted model, not a curated record